AUGGUGAGAAUCAGGGUCGCAGAGCCCGUGCAUGCAAGAGAUAAGUCGGGGCAGCCGCCGUCUAGCGACGAUGGAUCAACCUUGGGGCCAGCCUUUCCCGAGUCACUCUCGAUGGCACGAUCUCAUCAUGAAGAUAUCCACGAGAGUAUUCACAAUAUUCGCUCCCAUUCCAGGCUACCGGAGCGGAUCAGUAACAGGAUGCCGAUCGCCGAGCAACCAGACGAUGAUCCAGGUUUGCGACUCCCGGGCGACUAUAAGCAGAAACAGGUAUUCAAAGGCAAGGUGCUGUUGUGGUUGGCAUAUCAAUCCGUGGGCGUGAUUUAUGGCGACAUUGGCACCAGUCCCCUCUACGUCUACUCGUCGACAUUUUCGUCCCCCCCUUCUCGGCAAAAUCUAUUGGGCGUCCUCUCCAUCAUUAUAUGGAGCCUAUUCAUGAUGGUGACUGUCAAGUAUGUACUGGUGAUCCUUCGAGCCGACAAUGACGGCGAAGGUGGCACUUUCAGUACCUAUUCCCUCCUCAGUCGCUAUGCAAGUGCUCCUCAACGAUCUCUCCCUCGUGACAAUCGAAGACUGACUGACUCACAGAUGAACAUCACCCAUCGUGACCCGAGAGAGGCUUCGUUAGUUCAGAUGAAACGGUUCUUGUCCGGUGACCUGGAGCGCGCUGGACAGAAGGUGCGCCGAAGCUUGGAAUCCAGUCAGUUCGCGCGAGGGCUGCUGAAAGUGAUCGGAGUGCUAGCCGUCACCAUGGUGCUAGCUGAUGGCCUGCUCACUCCAGCCCAGUCCGUUCUCGGAGCCGUUCAAGGCAUUGAGGUUGUGCAUCCAAGUAUAUCGAAGGGCACAGUCAUCGGUGUCACUGAUGCCAUUCUCAUCGGGCUGUUUUGUAUUCAGCCGCUGGGAAUCACGAAACUGUCCUUUGCAUUUUCACCGAUUGUGAUUACCUGGCUCGGGUUUAACGCGGCAUUUGGGAUUUAUAACCUCACCAAAUAUGAUGCUGGGGUUUUCCAGGCUUUUAAUCCUGGCCUCGCGUUCGAAUUCUUGAUCCGUAAUAAGACGGACGGAUGGAGGAUGCUGGGUGGGACUUUGCUCGCCUUCACGGGCGUGGAAGCCCUCUUUGCAGAUCUGGGUGCCUUCAGCCGAAGAGCGAUUCAGAUCAGCUGGCUGUGUUACACGCUUCCAUGCCUUUUAUUAGCAUACAUUGGCCAGGCAGCAUAUAUCAGCGUUCACCCAGAGGCAUAUUCGAAUCCCUUUUUCAACGCGGCUCCACCUGGAACAAUCUAUCCAGCCUUGGUCAUCGCCAUUCUGGCUGCCAUUGUUGCUUCGCAAGCCAUCAUCACUGCAACCUUCCAGCUUCUUGCACAAGUGAUGAAGUUUUCCUAUUUUCCUCAAAUCAAAGUGAUCCACACUUCUCGGAUAUUUCACGGGCAGCUGUUCAUUCCAGUGGCGAAUUGGCUCCUAAUGAUUGGAACCAUCUUGAUCGCAUCAAUCUAUAACAAUACAACGUCCCUGGGUAAUGCGUACGGCGUCUGCGUCAUGUUCGUGACAUUUUUCGACACCUGCAUGGUAUCUCUGGCUGCAAUGUUCGUCUGGCGAAUCAGCCCAUACCUUGUCGUCCUCCCAUGGCUCUCCAUGGCCUGCCUAGACGGGGCCUGGUUCACCAUCACACUCGCUGCGAUCCUUGCCAUGCUCUUUCUAUUGUGGCGUUACGGCAAAGAACAACAAUGGUUCGCCGAAGCUGAAGACCGCUUCCCCACAUCACACUUCGUCGUAUCCAAUCCUGAUGGCCAAAUGUUUCUGUCCAAACGAUACGGUGACCUUCCAGUCAGUACUACACGUGGCCUUGGGAUAUUCUUCGACAAAGCAGGCGAGACGACCCCGAUCGUGUUCAGCCAGUUUGUGCUCAAGCUCACCUCUUUGCCUGAGGUGAUUGUGUUCUUUCACCUCCGCCCCCUGGAGCAGCCUUCGAUCGCCCCGGAGAACCAAUUCACCGUGUCACGUUUAGCUAUUCCGAAUUGUUACCGACUAGUUGUUCGCUACGGAUAUAAUGACGAGAUAAUCACACCCAACCUGGCGAGCGUGAUCGUUGGCCAGGUCCGGAACUAUCUGAUGUCGAAGAGGGCGAACGUGCCCUUGGACGAAGAGAACGAGGGAAAGGAAUCGGUGACCGCUGGCAGCUCCACGGUGGAGGGCAGCAGAGAAGCCCGCGCCUCUUCCGACUCUGACAUUGCCCAUCUGGAAGCAGCUUAUGCACACAAAGUGCUCUACAUCGUAGGGAAAGAGCAGAUGAAAAUUAACCCCAGCACAGCGCGCAUUCGAAAGGCCUUGCUACACGUCUUUCUAUGGAUUCGGGAUAACACGAGGAAUAAGAUGGCUAACCUCCGACUCCCCACGGAUAGAUUGAUUGAAGUUGGAUUUCUUAAAGAGAUAUAA
Messenger RNA from Penicillium maclennaniae, 2430 nucleotides. RefSeq lists its product as uncharacterized. Gene Ontology annotation, cellular component: membrane. The record is from RefSeq and is a predicted model, not a curated record. Bases 1 to 2430 code for a protein of 809 amino acids. Gene Ontology annotation, biological process: potassium ion transmembrane transport. Gene Ontology annotation, molecular function: potassium ion transmembrane transporter activity. The transcript has 5 exons. NCBI's taxonomy places the organism in Eukaryota, Fungi, Ascomycota, Eurotiomycetes, Eurotiales, Aspergillaceae.